This is a messenger RNA of Lutzomyia longipalpis, 4743 nucleotides long. Its product is annotated as CD109 antigen-like. The coding region runs from base 242 to 4462 and encodes 1406 amino acids. Gene Ontology annotation, molecular function: endopeptidase inhibitor activity. NCBI's taxonomy places the organism in Eukaryota, Metazoa, Arthropoda, Insecta, Diptera, Psychodidae. Gene Ontology annotation, cellular component: extracellular region. The record is from RefSeq and is a predicted model, not a curated record. The transcript is spliced from 4 exons.
GACAUGGAGUGAAGUAGCAAUUAUCAUCCUGCUUCUUCUUUUUUUUGUUCCUCCACUUCAUUUCCUCCUUCAUCGUUCUUUCCAGACACACAUUAUUCGCAUCUAAACCCCAAAAUAUGCUACUCUCUGCAUGCAGCCGCGCGCAAGAACGGUCAGUUGGCCUCCGUCAGUCUUCCAUCGCGCGCCUGUCCACAUCAACAAGUCCCGCUGUGUGUUGUGAUUCUUCCCAUUCGCGCACGCCAUGGCUCACUGGCUCAGCUGCCUCAUGCUGCUAAUUGGCACGAUGGCUUCUGUCGUGGCUUUCAAUGGAUACUACACAAUCCUAGCGCCAAAACACAUCCACCCCCAUUCAGUCUACAAUGUUUCCGUAUCAACGCAUGCAACGGAUGAAUGGCAAACCCUGAGGGUUGAUCUGCACGGAUAUCCCUUUGGGAGUACGCAGAAUUUUUCAGUUUCAAAACUAAUUAAUAUGGCCCCAAAUUCAACGAAGACAAUAACUUUUCGCCUUGGAGCUCUCCCAACGGGAAAGUACAAAUUAAAAGUCGACGGAGUGGAUUUUAAGAACAGCACCAAACUCCAAUAUCUGCCAAAAUCCCUCCUUUGCUUCAUUCAGACCGACAAGAGAAUCUACAAACCCGGAAGUGUGGUGAGAUUUAGAGUCUUGCUCUUGAAGGCUGAUCUGAGACCUUCGAAGACUCUGAAGAAAGCCAACGUGGCGAUCUUUGAUAGCAACAACUUGAAAAUAAUGGAAUGGAAUGAAGUUGAUCUGAAGCAUGGAGUUUUUUCGUCUGAUCUUCGCCUCUCGCAGGAUAUCUCCCUGGGAUGGUGGACAAUUGAAGCUAAAGCAGCAAAAAUGAAAACUGACGAAGUCUUUACGCAACGUUUUGAAGUUGCAGAGUACAUUCUACCCAAAUUCAAAGUUGAGAUUCAGUCGGAAAAAUUCAGUACCUUUGCAAAAGGACGCUUCAAGUUCAACAUUAAGUCUGAGUACAACUACGGGAAGCCAGUUAAGGGGAACUAUACAGCUGUUGUUAGUCUCAAGCCCUAUAUUGGUUUCCCCAAAAUUCCCAUUGCAACGAAAACUGGCCCAAUAGACGGUUCAACGGAAAUGGAAUUUAGUUUUGAGAAAGAUCUUCAUUUGAAGCAGAAAUUCGAUCGAAUCUUUGUUGUUGACGUCACAGUUCAGGACUCCUUGACGGGAUUUAGGCAAAAUGCAACGGAAGAGUUGGGAGUUUAUGUUGCAAAACACGAAAUAAGCUUCCAAAGUCCUCCGGAUUACUUCAAACCCGGCCUCAAUUACAACGUUGUUGUUUCUGUGAAGCAUCACGACGGGUCAGCCGUACAAGGCAGUAAGGAUAGCAAUGUGACGCUUCUUUACGGAUUUGACUACGAAACCGCUGAGGAAAACUUCGUUAAUUUGACUCUGACAAAACAAGGACUAGCCUAUGGAGGUUUCACAGUACCGCGUGAAGUAAAGAAGCUGUACGUCAAGGCACAAUAUGAAGAUGCAAAUGUAAUUCUUCCUCAUAUUCUACGGGCUAGAUCAAAGAAAAAACGCUUUAUUCUUGCAAAUUUAAUCACAAAGAACCCUACAGUUGACUCAACGUGUAUUGUUGAGGUUUCAACGACACACCGGCUAAGCUACCUCGUCUAUCAUCUUGUUGCAAGAGAUAAUCUCGUUCAUACGGCAACGGUUAACUUCUCAACAGACGGCAGCCUCAGGAUUUCCUUCAAAGUAACUCCAGAAAUGGUUCCAACGGCAACUUUUCUCGUCUAUUACGUCGCUAACACGGGAUACCUGAUCUACGAUCGUUUAGUGAUCAAUUUUGGCCUUCGUACCACUUUUGAUCUCAAAGUUUCUCACACUGAAGCUGCUCCAGGGCAGGAAGUGCUCAUCUCUAUUGUAUCAGACAGCCCGGGAUUUGUAAAUCUCAUGGCAGUUGAUAAGAGUGUCCUGGAGAUGCAUCAUGAGAAGCACAUGCUAACGGAGAAGAGAAUUGCCGCGACUCUUGAGGACUUUGUCAAGUACAAUCCACUGCAAAUUGUUCGGCGGAGUUUGAGGAGAUACCCAAGGAAGAAGCACUUUAAGGAAUUCGAAGAUACAGGCUUGAUUCUCAUGACAAAUGUUCGACGAGGCGGGAAGAAACCCGGAUUUAGUCAAUCUCUCGCAAUUGAUGAGGAAGACAGCGAAGAUGAGGAAGAAGAUGAAGACAUUGAAGAACAAAUUAGUCAAAAAGACGUUACAAGUGGCACAGCUGAAGAAAUAACUCCAAGGAAGUAUUUUCCAGAAACCUGGCUCUGGUGGGACGUUGUGACCAAGAGCAAAAGGGAGUUGUUGAUCAAAGUUAAAGUUCCAGACAAAAUUACAGGAUGGGUUUUAACGGGAUUUGCCGUUGACAAGGAUACAGGACUCAGUUUAGUUCCACAUCCUGUCAAUGUUAACGUCUUCCAGGCCUUCUUCAUCUCAACUAGCCUCCCGUAUUCAGUUAAACGUGGAGAAAUUAUAACAAUCCCCAUUGUUGUCUUUAACUACUUGAACGAAACAAAACCCGUUGAAGUAAUCUUCCGGAAUAUUCAGAGAGAUUUUUGCUUUGAAGACCUAUCAAUUUGCAAUGCAUCUCAGAGGCGUGAAGUACAGGCAAUGCAUCAGACGGGAACAACUGUGGACUUCCACCUAAUCCCUAAACGUCUGGGUAAAGUAAAAUUCGAAGUUGUUGCCAGGAGUGGAGAGCUAAUGGACAGGAUUGUCAGGGAACUCCUUGUUGUUGCCGAAGGGGAGGUUCAGUACUCAAAUCAAGCCUAUCUCGUUGAUCUUCACAAAAUACAUUCAGCUGCUGAAUCCUUCUCACCGCAACUUCCGGAAAACUUUGUUCCAGAUUCACUGGAAAUGCGAAUUAAUAUCAUGAAGAAUAUUCUUGCUUCAUCAAUGGAGAAUUUGGAUGAACUCGUGCCGCAUUUACCAACAGGAUGUGGGGAGCAGAAUCUCAUAACUUUCGCUCCAAAUGUCGCUGUUUUGGACUACCUUUCGAGGACACGGAAGAAGAAUGAAGAUCUCCGGGUUAGAGCUUUGAGAUUUAUGCGUCAGGCCUAUCAGAGACAAUUGAAAUUUCGCCACAAGGAUGGAGCUUUUAGUGCUUUUGGGAAGGCUGAUGAAGUUGGGAGUAUCUGGUUAACUGCCUACGCAGCAAGGACCUUCCUCUGGGCAUCGAGGUACAUAACAGUUGAUCGCAAAGUUACGGACAAAGCCCUCAAAUGGCUGAGUCAGCAACAAAUUGAAGAUGGUAGCUUUAGAGAAUACGGAAUCUCUAUAAGGAUCUUCGACAGAGAAAUGUUUACAGCUGAUACAAACCGGGUUGGUAUGACGGCUUUCACUAUUCUUCCUUUUGUGGAAACGGGAGCAGGAUGGGCAAAGUAUGCAGCAACACUUGAUAAAGCGUUCAGCUACAUUGAACAAGAGUUUGAAAACGUUGAUAACGUCUAUUCACUUGCAUUAGCAGCCUAUGCGCUUCAGUUCUAUGAAGGAAAUAUCCGCGAACGAGCCCUGAAUGCCCUGAAUGAGAAGGCAAAGCGCGAUCGUGGCAAGAUCUGGUGGGAGAGCAAUAGCAAUGGAAUAAAUCUGUCAAUUGAGAGUACAGCUUAUGGGCUACUAGCUAACCUAGCUGCAGAUCAUAUUUCUGAAUCCGUAGGAGCUACAAAAUGGCUAAUUUCGCAGAGAAAUUCCCGCGGAGGCUUUACCUCAACUCACGACACAGUUCUAGGUCUCUAUGCUCUGUCAAAAGUUGCUGAGAAGUUAGAAUUUAGCAGCAACAGCAUCAACUUCACCGUAAAUCAGUUAGACAUUAAAACCUUCACAAAUAUGAAGUCAAUUAAAAUUAAUCCUGGACUGAGGAAUGUCACAGUGAGAGCUUCCGGGCAGGGAUACGCUAUCAUUGAGUUUGCUACAAAAUACAACGUGGGAACAGUUCAGAAGUUCUCUCAAAUUGAUUACUUUGCACUUGAGAAGAAAGUCAGAUUUUUAGGGACGCACGAUAACUUCCUUAAUUUAACCUUCUGCACACGCUUCAAUCCACCCACAAAAUCCAUGCUUCAGAGCAAUAUGACAGUGAUGGAGAUUGUCCUGCCGAGUGGACAUAGAAUAGACAGGGAACAGCUGAACUUACUCACCAGUAUUGAUGCAUUCAAGAAGGUUGAACUGAAGAAUGGCGACACGAAGGCCAUCAUGUACUUCUGCGAGAUGACUGAGCGGGACGUCUGUCCCACACUGAUGGCCUACAAGACUCACCGUGUUAAGCGAGCUCAUCGAGGUCGUAUCUCCAUCUAUGAUUACUACAAUCCUCGUAAGUUUCCAAAAUCCUCUUUAUUGCUUAAGCAACGAAUUUUUCCUCGUCUUUGUUUUCUCGUUUUGCAGGCAUCAUCAACAGGGAAUUCUUCUGAUGCACGGAUACUCCAGUCCAAGACUUAACUGAUGUGUUUUCCUUUUGUAAACUAGAUAUUAGUAAAAAAAAAGUUGUCUCCCAAAGUUUGGCCUUUACAGGAAUCUUGCAAGCAAUGAGCAGACGAUGAGAACAGCGAAGGAAUUGAGGAUGGCCGAUGCAGCGCCAACAGCUGAAGGAUUAUCAAGGGGGCUUCCUGGUUCACGUCCUGAUGUCUGCUGUUGUGCUUUAGGCGUGCACGAGUCCCCACAGUCGUCUCCUUCGCAAAUAUCACACAAACUUGCCGGAUUAGCUGAAUAGAAUUGCCUAG